Molecule: messenger RNA, 2337 nt
Organism: Betta splendens (Siamese fighting fish)
Lineage: Eukaryota; Metazoa; Chordata; Actinopteri; Anabantiformes; Osphronemidae
Product: probable global transcription activator SNF2L2
Exons: 7
Coding region: 807-1643 (278 amino acids)
Biological process (GO): chromatin remodeling
Cellular component (GO): RSC-type complex
Molecular function (GO): protein binding
Source: RefSeq, a predicted model, not a curated record
GAAUUUGUGUUUUUGACUCAGGUUCACGUUUAACCGCGCCAUGAUCACGUAGCUGCAGAACGGAGGGAGUCAGGAAGACGCUGGAAAAGUUAAGGGUGACAAAUGGGCUUUGGCCGCUGCUCCAAGAUCAACCUCGCUGCGUGGCAAGGGAACACUGCUGUAGACUCCCCACGUUCGGCUCACACGCAUCGGGGUUGUUUUUUUUUUUUCUUUCCGCUUCCACUGAAUUCCAGCUCGGGUCCAAAGUUGCAUCGUAUUAAAGGACAGGGGUUGUGUUUUAGAACGCGCACCAGGAUGUUUUAUUGCAGCCCCGUUCCCUCGCUUCAUUUCCUGCGCCGUGCGUUCUGACGCCAGCGCUGCUUUUUCCACUUUUGCACAACAUGUUGGACAAAGGCACUAAUUGGUUUAGAGGAACCAGAUGUGUGUGAGCGAACUAAAACAAAUAAAAGCUCCACUGUUUUGGUGCCGCCAUUGUUACAGCUCGGAGCUGCAGACAUAUUUCUCUUCGCUUUCUUGGCAAACGCGCAAACGUGUAACCCGAGUGCGCAUUUACGCGUUAAUCACCCCGUUGGAAUCCUAAAGCCGCACGCGCAAACGCGCUCUCUCCCGUCAAUGUCCGCGUUGCCGCAGACGUGGACUCAUGUUUCAAACAUCCCCGCAUUAGUCGACACACAACACCGCGCUUCCUCCCGAACGCAACGCGUUUUUGUUUUUUUUACAAAAUAAAAAUGGACCCGAUAACUUUAACAGCAGGGUAGGAAGGGAGAGGAAAAAAAAAACGUCUGGCAACAGUCGAUAUUAAAAACAUGCAGAGGGAGACAAGCUCGGGGCCUUCCAGAGUCAGGAAAAAGACUUCGGAGAGCUGCGGACAGGAGAUGGCUGCAGCCGAUCCCGAUAGCCAGCCUGCAGAUUGCAGUCAGCCUGAAGCGGGCCAGAACGGUUCUCUGGAGGAGAUGGAGGAGGACGUCGGUCUGAAGAAGCGGAAAAGCGACGCUCAUGGGGAGAAACAGCUCCAGACGGGGCAGGAAACGGGCGAGAAGGUCAAGAGGAAGCGAGGCCGCCCCCCUGCUGAGAAGCUCCCUCCGAAUCCGCCCGAACUCACCAGAACUCUGAACACGCUGGUGGAUAUGGUUAUCAACUACAAGGAUGGGUUGGGUCGGCAGAUCAGCAAAGGCUUCGUGCAGCUUCCCUCCAAGAAGGAGGUGCCCGAGUACUACGAGCUGAUCCGAAAGCCCGUGGACUUCAGGAGGAUCAGGGAACGCGUGCGCAACCACAAGUACAGAAGUGUGGGGGAUUUGGAGAAGGACAUCUUCCUCCUGUGUCACAACGCCCAGACCUAUAACCUGGAGGGAUCUCAGAUCUAUGAGGAUUCCAUCGUCAUCAAGUCCGUCUUCGAGAGCGCGCGGCAGAGAAUCGUCACCGACGCGGCCCAGAAGGAGGCGGUCGGCGCCGGGCACGGCGACAACGGCGACGGCGGCGCGGCCGAGGACCAGUUCGUGGCGUCGGCAGUGAAAUCGCGGCCCGUCCAGCUGAAGAAGGGCCCCAAGGAGGAGCGGGGCAGGAACCCCAUCGCCAAGAGGCUCCACAGCGACGUGGACAGCGAGGAGGACCUAGACGAUAACACCACCAAGGACGAGGGCUGAGCUCGGGGCGCCUCCGCUUUCCUUUUUUUCCCCCGCGUGUUCUUCUUCAUCUGCCUCAUCCACCCUUUCAUCGGUUCCUCUCUUCCCUUUGAACGUAGCGCGGUGAGGACACUCACAGAGAGCCACUUACGGAACAAAGCCCUUUUCUUUCAGAUAAUGGUUCAGGCCACUCAGACGCGCCGCAGUGCUGGUCUUUUACUUUCGCUGCUCAUUUCCAUUUUAUCCGCCUCGGUCCCUGUGAUUGCUUCCGCAGAUUAUGUAAAAAAAAAAAAAAACCCCGAUUUCACUGACUGUUUUUAAUGAGUAUAUUUGAUUGUAUGAAAUGCCUUCAUCUGUCUUGGAGCAUGAUAUGUAGGUCUCUCCUCACGCUGCCUCCUCCGGAGCAGCUUCAACCCAACGCGUCUGAAGAAGCCAGGCAUCAUCGACGCCUUUCACUGACAGGAUGCUUUUCGUCUGUUUCCGACGCUUCGUGGAUCCAGUUUGGGGCUAAUUACCAAUAUUCCAGUUGAACAUUUGUAUUCUUUGUGCUAUAGUAUAUUCACAUAUUGUACAGUUUGUGUGAAGAGUACGGAAAAGAAAUGAAUGACUUUCCAUCACCUCCUGAACGGGAGGAUGGAAAACUUUGUUGUUAAGACAAUCCCUGGAAACAUGUAUCACUUAAACACUUGCAAAAUAAAUUUUACCAAAAACUCCA